AUGCCCACCAUAGGUCGUAUGGAUUUCUGGAGCCGAGUGAAGAACUCUCUGAUAUUCUUCAUUUCUGCCAUGAGGGAAUGGUGUAACCAUGCUCAGUAUGAUAACACAGUCAGGGAACAUUUUCCAGAAGGCUCUAGACCAGCGUUGUUUCAUCUUCAGUGGAAAGCAGAGCUGUGGUUUGUUAACUCUGACUUCGCCUUUGAUUUUGCCUGGUCCUUGCUUUCCAACACUGUUUAUACUGGAGGUUUAACCAUCAAACCUGUUGAACCAAUACCUCAAAGAAGUAUUGAUUUUGGGACACCAGUCAGAGAUUUUAAGCAGGUCCCUGUGGAAAUUAGGUGUGAGGAUGGCAGUGCAAGCCAUUAUCUACUGAUGGACCAAGUGUCUCAGAUUAUUCAAGAACAUGGUCAUGAUGUCACCAUGCUUACCCAUGAAGGACUUCUUGGGUCAGAUUUUAAAAAGGAAGAAAAGUCAUACCAAGUUAUCAGUUGGUUUCCACCUUAAGACUAUCAAAAAGAAAUGAUGAAGUGCACAGAUAUUUAUAUAGAAGAAUCUUUGAGUGGCAAAGAAGCAUUUGAAAACUUAUUAAAAAUCUAUGAAGAGUUUGGGGUUCAGUGCAGUCAUUUGCUAAGGAGAAGGGAUACCAUGGAUUCCUUAAAGAAUGGGAACUUCGACAUGGUGAUAGUUGAAGCUUUUGACUUCUGUCUUUUCCUGAUUGCUGAGAAGCUUGGGAAGCCAUUUGUGUCCAUUCUCCCCCCCACAUUUGGCUUUGUGGACUUUGGACUACCAAGCCCCUUGUCUUAUGUUCCAGUAUUUGGUUCCUUGGUGACUGACCACAUGGACUUCUGGGGCCGAGUGAAGAAUUUCCUGAUGUUCUUUAGUUACAUUAGGAAGCAAUGGCAAAUGCAAUCUGUGUUUGACAACACCAUCACGGAGCAUUUCUCAGAAGGCUCGAGGCCAGUUUUGUCUCAUCUCCUAUGGAAAUCAGAGCUGUGGUUUGUGAACUCUGACUUUGCCUUUGAUUUUGCCUGGCCCCUGCUUCCCAAUGCUGUUUAUGUUGGAAGCUUAAUGGCCAGACCUAUUAAACCAGUAUCACAAGACUUGGAGGACUUCAUCACCAAGUUUGGGGACUCUGGUUUUGUCCUUGUGGUCCUGGGCUCCACAGUGAGCCACUAUCAGACCCAGGAAGUUCUCAAGGAAAUGAACAGUGCCUUUGCUCACCUUCCACAAGGGGUCUUAUGGAAGUGUCAGCGUUAUCAUUGGCCCAAUGAUGUCAACUUGUCCACAAAUGUGAAAAUUGUGGAAUGGUUUCCUCGGAGUGACCUCCUGGCUCACCCCAAAAUUCAACUUUUUGUCACUCAUGGGGGACAGAAUAGCAUCAUGGAGGCCAUUCAGCAUGGUGUGCCCAUCGUGGGAAUCCCCAUAUUUCUAGAUCAGCCGACAAACAUGGUCCAAGUAGGGGCCAAAAAGUUUGGUGUCUCUAUUCAGUUACAGAAGCUCAAGGCAGAGACGCUGGCUCUCAAGAUGAAACAAAUCAUAGAAGACCAGAGGUACAAGUCUGUAGCAGUGGCCGGUAGUAUCAUCAGGUGCUCCCACCCUCUGAGCCCCACUCAGUGGCUGGUGGGCUGGAUCGAUCACAUUCUUCAGACAGCACACCUCAAGCCCUAUGCCUUCCAGCAGCCCUGGCAUGAACAAUACCUGCUUGAUGUCUUCUUGUUCCUGCUGGGGCUCACCCUGGGCACCACGUGGCUUUGUGGAAAACUGUUGGGUAUGGGGGUCAGGUGGCUACGUGGGACCAGAAAGCUGAAGGAGACCUGA
This is a messenger RNA of Carlito syrichta (Philippine tarsier), 1818 nucleotides long. Its product is annotated as UDP-glucuronosyltransferase 3A2-like. NCBI's taxonomy places the organism in Eukaryota, Metazoa, Chordata, Mammalia, Primates, Tarsiidae. The record is from RefSeq and is a predicted model, not a curated record. Gene Ontology annotation, molecular function: UDP-glycosyltransferase activity.